Messenger RNA from Entrophospora sp. SA101, 465 nucleotides. The record is from the annotation of a GenBank genome assembly. Lineage: Eukaryota; Fungi; Glomeromycota; Glomeromycetes; Entrophosporales; Entrophosporaceae.
AUGAAAUUAUUUAAUGAUAGAGGUGACUUUGGUCUUAUUGGUCUUGCAGUUAUGGGCCAAAACCUUAUUCUUAACAUAGCUGACAACGGAUUCACAGUUGUUGCGUACAACAGAACUGUUGAAAAAGUAGAUCAUUUCUUAGAAAAUGAAGCUAAAGGAAAAAAUGUUGUUGGUGCUCGCUCAAUUAAAGAACUUGCUCAGAAGCUAAAGAAGCCAAGAAAAAUCAUGCUUUUGGUUAAAGCUGGUCAAGCUGUUGAUGAUUUUAUUGACCAAUUACUUCCUUAUCUUGAAGAAAAUGAUAUUAUUAUUGACGGUGGUAAUUCUCAUUAUCCUGAUAGUAUUCGUAGAUGUAAAUAUUUAGAAGAAAAGGGAUUAUUGUUUGUUGGUUGCGGUGUAUCCGGUGGUGAAGAUGGUGCUCGUUAUGGUCCAUCUCUUAUGCCUGGAGGUUCUAAAGCUGCAUGGUAA